AUGAUUCGACUAAUCAGUAUUCCAGUCGCUUUGGCUGGAUAUAUUUACGGCCUGUGGUCAAUAUUUGCCUUCACGUUUUUCCUCAUCAAUGCUCAAAAAUUCUCUCCGGCUCUUUCUGUAAUCUUCCCUUAUUCAAUCGAUGACGAAUCAACAAAUUUUGGUCAAACAGGCGACAAAAUGAUGAACAACGCUCUUUUCUUCGGCUUAUGGGCGUUUUUCCACUCUCUUUUUGCCAGACCAGGUUUCAAGCAGAUUCUGAACUUGCCCAAGGAGCUUGAAAGACCGAUCUACUGCUUCCAAUCCGGUUUCUUUCUCCACCAGGCUCUGAAAAAUUGGCAAUCAAUGCCUGUUGUUCUUUUCGAGCCUCCAGAAAUGCUGAAAAAUUUCAUGAUCGGAGGAUACGUAAUUGGCGUUUUAUGGCUUGUCAGUUCUACAUUUGCGAUCGACCAUUUCGAGCUUUUCGGCCUCCGACAAGGACUUGGAAUGGGGAAUCUCCUCAAAUUUGUGCCUGAUGGAUUUGUGACGAUUUUGCAUUAUCGACUCGUUCGGCACCCGAUUAUGACUGGUUUCUUCAUGAUGCUCUUUUCGAUCGUUGAAUUUACCGCUGGAAGGGUCUUCAUCGCUGCUUUUAUUGCUUCUUACAUUUUGUUCGCGAUCAAAUUUUUGGAAGAGCCGGAUUUGGUCUCUGAAAUCGGACCAACUUACGAAGAAUACAUGAAAAGGACUCCAUCUUUCAUCCCUUUCCUGAAAAGCUGCCCUUUCUCAAAGAAAUCACUGAACAAAGAUGAAUAA
Messenger RNA from Oikopleura dioica, 792 nucleotides. NCBI's taxonomy places the organism in Eukaryota, Metazoa, Chordata, Appendicularia, Copelata, Oikopleuridae. The record is from the annotation of a GenBank genome assembly.